GGUGUGAGGUAGCGGUCUCUCCGCAGGGCUCACAUGACCGGCUGAGGAAUGAGGCAGCCCGCACCCUGGGAGGAGUCUGCGCACAGGAACUGCCCGUCUCAUCCUGUUUCCUACUAAGCGCCCGACAUAGGGAUAGUGGAGUUGGAGUUGGGCUGUAGCCCCGCUGAACUUUCUCGGUCACAGGCCCUGAGGCGCCGCCGCAGAAAUGACUCUGAAUACAGGGAAUAUUAACUUUAAAUGGGACCCAAAAAGUCUGGAAAUUCGAACGCUUGCAGUUGAAAGACUUCUUGAGCCACUUGUUACGCAGGUAACAACCUUGGUUAAUACCAGCAACAAGGGACCAUCAAAUAAAAAGAAAGGCCGUUCUAAGAAAGCUCAUGUUCUGGCAGCAUCUGUUGAGCAAGCAACUCAAAAUUUUCUGGAAAAAGGAGACAAGAUAGCGAAGGAGAGCCAGUUUCUUAAGCAGGAGUUAAUAGAGGCAGUUGAGGAUGUUCGAAAACAAGGAGAGGUGAUGAGAAGUGCAUCUGGAGAGUUUGCUGAUGAUCCGUGCUCAUCUGUGAAACGUGGUAACAUGGUCCGAGCUGCACGUGCAUUGCUGUCUGCAGUUACAAGGUUGCUUAUAUUGGCUGAUAUGGCAGAUGUCUACAAACUACUUGUUCAGCUGAAAGUGGUGGAAGAAGGAAUUGUAAAACUAAGAAAUGCUGGUACAGAGCAGGAUUUAGGAAUACAAUACAAAGCUUUAAAAGCAGAGGUUGACAAGUUAAAUUUAAUGGCUGCAAAAAGGCAACAGGAGCUGAAAGAUAUAGGGCACAGAGAUCAGAUGGCUGCAGCUCGAGGAAUUCUGCAGAAAAAUAUUCCAAUUCUUUAUACCGCUUCCCAAGCAUGUCUGCAGCAUCCUGAUGUGGCCGCGUACAAAGCAAACAGAGACUUGAUCUAUAAACAGCUACAGCAAGCAGUCACUGGCAUCUCAAAUGCAGCACAAGCCACAUCAUCAGAGGAAGUAGCUUCACAGCAUGGAGGAGGAGAGUUGGCUAUUGCACUAAACAAUUUUGAUAAACAAAUCAUUGUGGAUCCUCUUGGCUUUAGUGAGGAACGAUUUAGACCAUCCUUGGAGGAACGACUGGAAAGUAUCAUCAGUGGAGCUGCUCUGAUGGCUGAUUCUUCGUGCACUCGUGAUGAUCGUCGGGAACGUAUAGUAGCUGAGUGUAACUCUGUUCGACAAGCUUUGCAGGAUCUUCUCUCAGAAUACAUGGGAAAUACUGGACGAAAGGAAAGAAGUGAUGCAUUAAACACUGCAAUAGACAAAAUGACGCGAAAAACACGAGAUUUGCGCAGGCAGCUCCGUAAAGCUGUUAUGGAUCAUGUUUCUGACUCCUUUUUGGAGACCAAUGUACCACUUCUUGUUUUAAUUGAAGCUGCCAAGAAUGGAAAUGAGAAGGAAGUCAAGGAAUAUGCCCAGGUGUUUCGUGAACAUGCAAAUAAACUAAUUGAGGUGGCCAAUUUGGCAUGCUCCAUAUCCAAUAAUGAGGAAGGUGUUAAACUUGUCCGUAUGUCCGCAAGUCAGCUGGAAGCUUUAUGUCCACAGGUAAUAAAUGCAGCAUUGGCUCUUGCUGCCAAACCUCACAGCAAGGUAGCUCAAGAAACAAUGGAUCUUUUCAAAGAUCAGUGGGAAAAGCAAGUUCGUAUUUUAACAGAUGCAGUUGAUGACAUCACAUCAAUAGAUGACUUCUUGGCUGUAUCAGAAAAUCACAUUUUGGAGGAUGUCAAUAAAUGUGUUAUAGCUCUUCAGGAAAAAGAUGUUGAUGGUCUGGAUCGUACAGCUGGUGCAAUACGUGGACGUGCAGCUAGAGUUAUCUAUGUUGUUACUUCAGAGAUGGAUAAUUAUGAGCCUGGAGUCUACACAGAAAAAGUUCUAGAAGCAACCAAACUUUUGUCCAAUACAGUCAUGCCACGAUUCACAGAGCAAGUUGAAGCAGCAGUGGAAGCUCUCAGUGGAGACACCAAUCAGCCAAUGGAUGAGAAUGAAUUUAUUGAUGCAUCUCGAUUAGUGUAUGAUGGGAUCCGUGAUAUCCGGAAGGCAGUGCUGAUGAUAAGAACUCCUGAAGAGUUGGAUGAUUCUGAUUUUGAGACUGAAGACUUUGAUGUAAGAAGUCGAACCAGUGUCCAGACUGAAGAUGACCAACUAAUUGCUGGACAGAGCGCACGAGCAAUUAUGGCUCAAUUGCCACAAGAACAAAAAGCUAAAAUUGCCGAGCAGGUCGCAAGCUUCCAAGAAGAAAAAAGUAAACUUGAUGCUGAAGUAUCAAAAUGGGAUGACAGUGGAAAUGAUAUUAUUGUUCUGGCCAAGCAGAUGUGUAUGAUUAUGAUGGAGAUGACGGAUUUCACUAGAGGAAAGGGACCACUUAAAAAUACAUCAGAUGUAAUUAGUGCAGCAAAGAAAAUUGCUGAAGCCGGUUCACGUAUGGACAAGCUGGGACGUACCAUUGCUGAUUAUUGCCCUGAUUCAACCUGUAAACAGGAUCUUUUGGCAUAUCUUCAACGGAUUGCUCUCUACUGCCACCAGCUUAAUAUCUGCAGCAAAGUUAAGGCUGAAGUUCAGAAUCUGGGAGGUGAAUUGGUUGUCUCUGGGGUUGACAGUGCCAUGUCCCUCAUUCAAGCUGCCAAGAAUUUGAUGAAUGCUGUGGUGCAGACAGUUAAGGCAUCUUACGUGGCCUCUACAAAGUACCAGAAGUCACAAGGAAUGGCUUCUUUAAAUCUUCCGGCAGUUUCUUGGAAAAUGAAGGCUCCAGAGAAAAAGCCUCUGGUCAAGAGAGAAAAGCAGGAUGAGACUCAAACCAAAAUAAAACGGGCAUCUCAGAAGAAACUUGUCAGUCCUGUCCAGGCACUUAGUGAAUUUAAAGUUAUGGAAAGCAUAUGAGUAUAUGCAACAUAAAUGUGAUAUUUUGCAUUGUUCACUUUUCUAGCAUAAGUGGGAUCGGUCCUUCUUAAUCAAGUUGAGGGUAUUAAAUAAUUAGGAAAAGGAUAAAAAAUAUCCUUUAGGGGGAAAUGUUUUAUAGCAUUUAGAUGACACACACCACUGUCUACAAGGAAAAUGAUGUAAAUCUUGUUUUCCAUAGUUAAAAAUUGCCUUCCUGAUAGACUAGUAAGUUACAAAACUGUGAGCUAAGUCUUUAUAUUUUCAAGCUAUAGUCUGAGGUUAAAUAGUAUGUAGCAGUGGUUUUAUCUCAGAAUGAUUUAUUGCUUUAACGGGUGCUCCAGCAAAAUCAAAUACCCUUUCUUUCGCAGCAGCUUGCUAAGUUAUAUGUGUGCCAAUUGAAAGUACCUGGUCUGUUAAAUUAAUAUCGGGGCAAUAUUAAAAUGUCUGCUGCGCCGGAAGUCUUCUUCCUUUCCACCAAGAACAGCAUGUCGGACCCAUCUCUCCUUGCUGCGGUGACCAUUUGUAGCCUGGGACACAUCCCCCAAACGUUCUCCCCACUUCCCUCUGCCCUUGGCACCUACCAAUUACUGCAUGUUUAACGAUGAUUCGCUGACCAUCACUCACUGCCUUACCACUAUGUUUCUCUAUCAGACAUGCCCAUGGAAGUGACCAGAUUUUUCAUCGGGUGCUGGAGGGCGUACAGGGGACACAGAGCACUCAUUUUUGGACCAUAUGGAUUGUGAGGGGAAAGCUGGAAUAUAUGUUUGAUUUUAUUAUUCAGUUUUGGGGAAAAUUGGCCAAACAAUCACUUUAAAUUUGUUAUGCACAAACCAGUCUAAUUCCCUUUUAUUUUUGCCUGUGUUUUGACUGAUUUUGGACAAUCUUUUUCUCUUUAUAUGUUUUAUUUUUUUAAUGCGUCGUUUAAGUCUAAAUCAAAAGCCAGUUUUUCUCUAUCUACCGUAUUAGCACUGCCAGGACAACACAUACAGCUUUAGAUAUUGUUGGCCCUUGGGAACUAAAGCUUCCUGUCUUUAUAAUAGUUGUCUCCAAUAUUAUAUAGCAGCCUUAUUUAAUGAUUUUAAUAUGUAUCACUAGACAUACAUGCUUAGUAGAAUUAGUACUGUUUCUCUGGAGAAAAGCUUUAUUUAUUUUUUUUUUUUAUUAAAGGGAUGCAAGAAAGUUAAACAGAUUUGUAAAUGACUUCUAUUUAAAAAAUCUUAACCCUUCCGGUACUUAUCAGCUGCUGUAUACUACAGAGGAAAUUAUUUUCUUUUUGAAUUCCUUUUUUCUGUCUGACCACAGUGCUUUCUGCUGACACCUCUGUCCAUUUCAGGAACUGUCCAGAGCAGGAUAGGUUUGCUAUAUGGAUUUUCUCCUGAUCUGGACAGUUUCUGGCAUGGACAGAGGUGUCAGCAGAGAGCACUAUGGUUAGACAGAAAAGAACAACUCAACUUCCUCUGUAGUAUACAGCAGCUGAUAAGGACUGGCAGGAUUAAGAUUUUUUAAUAAAAGUAAUAUACAAAUCUGUUUAACUUUCUGGCACCAGUUGGUUGUUUUCCACUGGAGUACCCCUUUAAUCUAAAUAAUAAUGCUGGGUUAUGUGGUCUAUAGACAGAGCCUGAUUCUGUGGGGUGGUGGUCAUUUCUUUAAGGCUUAUUCAGACCUCUCAUGCUAGAACUUUACUUCUUCUAAAAUAUGUUAGGCCAUGUUCACACGUCCAGAUUCUCUGUGCGGAAUUCCGCAUUGGAAUUCUGCCGGAGAUUCCAGAGCAGCAGAGUCCCAUUAAAUCCAAUGGGAUUCUGCUGCGCUGUGCAUGUCUGGAAUUUUGUUUUCUGUGUCCGCACAAAGAAUGAGUGUGAUCAUUUUUUGUGUGGACACCACACGGAAUGCAUAGCCAUCUAUGAGACAGCGCAUUCCCAUGCGGUCUUAUCGCCGGUUUGUUAUGCCGGUGGCCGCAGUCUCCGGAAUGUCCGCACAGAGAUUUUCUGUGUGGACAUUCCAGAUGUGUGAACAUAUAUUUUCCUUUUCUUCAUUUACAUUCCUUUUUAUAAUUCUACUUUUAAUUUAUACAGUACUUUGUUCAAGCACAUUUCAGAACACUGAAAAAAGCUUUCAAAAUGUAAUUGUAAAUCCAGAAAUCUGAUUUCUAUGCUGCAAAUAAAGUAAAUUUACUAAAUUGCUU
Molecule: messenger RNA, 5099 nt
Organism: Hyla sarda
Lineage: Eukaryota; Metazoa; Chordata; Amphibia; Anura; Hylidae
Gene: CTNNA1
Product: catenin alpha 1
Exons: 18
Coding region: 206-2917 (903 amino acids)
Biological process (GO): cell migration; cell-cell adhesion
Cellular component (GO): actin cytoskeleton; adherens junction; catenin complex
Molecular function (GO): structural molecule activity; beta-catenin binding; actin filament binding
Source: RefSeq, a predicted model, not a curated record